Messenger RNA from Culicoides brevitarsis, 2645 nucleotides. It is a transcript of the gene Flo2, whose product is annotated as flotillin-2. The transcript has 2 exons. Gene Ontology annotation, biological process: regulation of myoblast differentiation; protein localization to plasma membrane. The coding region runs from base 298 to 1611 and encodes 437 amino acids. The record is from RefSeq and is a predicted model, not a curated record. Gene Ontology annotation, cellular component: cytoplasmic vesicle; flotillin complex; plasma membrane. Lineage: Eukaryota; Metazoa; Arthropoda; Insecta; Diptera; Ceratopogonidae.
AUGGUAGGAAAAACAUUUGUGUGAAAAUUUCGUAAAAUAAUCAAUUUUCGUACCAAGUAGUGUUUAAAUUUCGGGAAAAAUCAGUAGAUUUUGUAAAAUAAUCGACGGAGAAUCGGGUUUCGCAAAGGAUUUGUGACAAAAACGCGUGUUUGAACACGAAAAAGUGGCUAAACGGGUAGCGUUGAGAUUAUUGAUAAAAAUCCAAUUGGUUUGACAGGAAGUUUAGUUGUUGAAUAGAUUUCCGAUCACGGGAAAAUUGCAUAAACGAACGAAAUAUUGCAAGAAAAUCAAUAAAAAAUGGGUAAUAUACACACCGUUGGACCAAAUGAAGCCUUAAUUGUGUCCGGAGGAUGUUGUGGCUCGACCAAAAAACGCACGAUAGUUGGCGGUUGGGCAUGGGCAUGGUGGCUCGUAACUGACGUACAACGCCUCAGUUUGGAAGUUAUGACACUAAAUCCGUGCUGCGAGAUGGUAGAGACAGCGCAAGGCGUUCCCCUAACAGUUACGGGUGUCGCUCAAUGCAAAAUUAUGAAGAUGAUGAACGCGUAUUACUUCCAAAAUCAGCCAGAUGAACUUUUGGGUACCGCAUCGGAGCAAUUUUUGGGCAAAUCUGUGCGUGAAAUCAAGCAAACCAUCCUUCAAACGUUGGAAGGACACUUGCGGGCGAUUUUGGGAACACUUACGGUCGAAGAAGUGUACAAAGAUCGCGAUCAAUUCGCCUCGCUCGUACGAGAAGUCGCUGCUCCCGAUGUCGGGCGCAUGGGAAUCGAAAUUCUCUCGUUCACCAUUAAGGAUGUUUAUGACGACGUGCAGUAUUUAGCGUCUUUAGGCAAAGCUCAAACGGCAAAUGUCAAACGGGAUGCAGAUGCGGGCGUCGCUGAGGCAAAUCGUGAUGCCGGAAUUCGCGAAGCAGAAUGCGAAAAAAGUGCCAUGGAUGUCAAGUACUCGACUGACACGAAAAUCGAGGAUAAUUCGCGGAUGUUCAAGUUGCAAAAGGCGAAUUUCGAUCAGGAAAUCAACACGGCAAAAGCGGAAGCGCAACUCGCCUACCAACUGCAAGAAGCGAAAAUUCGUCAAAAAAUCCGUAAUGAAGAGAUUCAAAUUGAUGUCGUCGAACGCAAGAAACAAAUCGAGAUUGAGCAACAAGAAAUUCUGCGCAAAGAUCACGAAUUGCAAUCGACCGUUAAGCUUCCUGCUGAAGCCGAAAGUUACAAAGUUCAAGUCAUUGCGGAGGCAAAACGGACUCAAACGGUCGAAAUUGCUCGCGCCGAAGCCGAACGCAUCAAAAAAAUCGGAAGUGCCGAAGCUCAUGCCAUCGAACUCGUGGGUAAAGCUGAAGCGGAGAGGAUGCGCAUGAAAGCCGCCGUCUACAAACAAUACGGAGAUGCUGCCAUCAUGAACAUCGUUCUCGAGUCGUUACCAAAGAUUGCAGCUGAAGUUUCAGCUCCGCUCGCGAAAACCGAUGAAAUUGUCCUCAUCGGCGGCAGUGACAAUACAACGGCUGAAGUUGCGCGUCUCGUUGGGCAAUUGCCGCCCGCCAUAAGUGCCCUCACGGGUGUCGAUUUGUCGAAAGUUUUGGGCAAAAUACCGGGCGCCAACGUAAAAGCCUAAAAAAAUUAAAAAAAAAUCAUGGGGCGCUCAAAAUUUUCAAUUUACCAGAUUUUUUGCUGCAUUUACUACUUAUAUAUAACAAUUAUAUAUACAAUUAUUAUACACAAUAUACAUCAAAAACACACACAAACUAAUCGCAACGCGUCAAAACUUCCAAAAAAAUUCUUUAAAGCUUUUAAAUAUUUUUUUCGUAUUAAAGUUCGAAACUGAAAAGAGCCAAAAGAAACUCGAAUAAUUAGAAUAGAGACAAAAAAUAGUGAAACGAUAUCGAAUGUUUGUGUCAAGAAAUAAUUUCAAGUCGUUCAAAACGACAAAAUCACCAACAAAAAAAAUUGCAACCAAAAAUCAAUCAAAUAGAUGUGAAGUUAAUGAAAGUUUUUUUCACCAGCCACUAAUUUUAUCCACUUUUACAUCCCCUCUUAUGAGCUACAAACAAAAAAAAAAUCGUAUUAAAUAUUGUACCAAGAGUUUAAAAAAAAGUACAUUUAAAAUUAAGUAAAAAAUUAAACUAACUAAACUUUAUAAAUAAAAUUAAAAAAAAAUAAUGAGAAAAUGGAGCCAGAUCCAUUUUUGUUGCCUAUACCUCAAUGAAAAAAAAAAUAACUAAUUAGAUGUUUAUUAUGACUUUAAAAAAAAUGAAAGAAAAAAAGUAAAUUUAGUAGCUAAUAUAUGUGUGAAUAUUGAAUUGUUUAUGAUCUGCCAAUAAGUCUUCUUAUAUCUGAUUCCUUUUUUUUUUUUUUGAGUCAAGAAAAAAAAAUUGUAAAUUUUUAGUUUUUAAGAAUUUUUUGUUAUUAUUUUUAUGGGAGAAUUUAUAAUUAUUAUAAAAAUUUAUUUACAAUAUUUUUGUUUUAUUUUUUUUUUAGUAGAUUUAAGUCAAUUUCAAUCAAAGAUAUUAAUGGACUUGUCAAUUUUUUUUUUAGUUUUAAGAAAAUUUGUACAUUCUAAGCUUUAUAAAAAAAUGAGUUUUGAGAUUUAUGACCAGUAAAUAACCAAUUUAUGUAAAUGUAUUUAAAGAAGAAUUGUAUUUUAUUAUU